Messenger RNA from Sinocyclocheilus grahami, 692 nucleotides. RefSeq names its product glyoxylate reductase/hydroxypyruvate reductase-like. Lineage: Eukaryota; Metazoa; Chordata; Actinopteri; Cypriniformes; Cyprinidae. The transcript has 5 exons. Gene Ontology annotation, cellular component: cytosol. The coding region runs from base 1 to 510 and encodes 169 amino acids. Gene Ontology annotation, molecular function: NAD binding; glyoxylate reductase (NADPH) activity; hydroxypyruvate reductase (NADH) activity. The record is from RefSeq and is a predicted model, not a curated record.
AUGUCGCCCAAUUUAUGCUGUUUGGCCAUUGCAAGGCGACUAAAGCCUUUUGGAGUGAAGAGACUGCUGUACACAGGCAGACAACCCAAACCUCAGGCUCAAGAGAUUGAUGGGGAAUAUGUGCCUUUAGACACUCUGGUGAGAGAGAGUGAUUUUGUGGUGGUAUCUUGUUCUUUGACUCCUGACACUCAAGGCCUUUGUGACAAAACCUUCUUCAGCAAGAUGAAGAAAACGUCAAUCUUCAUCAACACCAGCAGAGGGGCACUUGUGAAUCAAGAGGACUUGUUUGGAGCUCUCAGCAGUGGUCAGAUUGCAGCAGCGGGGCUUGAUGUUACAACCCCUGAACCUCUGCCCACCGACCACCCACUGCUGACCCUUAAAAACUGUGUGGUUCUCCCUCAUAUCGGCAGUGCCACCUACUCCACACGUGGUGUCAUGAGCAAACUGACGGCAAACAACUUGCUGGCAGGCCUGACAGGCUCUGAAAUGCCCAGUGAGCUGAAACUGUAGUGCUCUGGAAUUUAGAUGCCAUAUGUCGUUGUAUGCUACUGACUUUUGCAUUCAUAUAUCUAACCAUUAAAUCCACUGCAUUAACUAGAUGAGAUUAGAAAGGAUGAAACAUGUAUUAAAAUCAUCUCACAUGGUUAAUUUUGGUCAUGACUGGAACGAGAUGACAAUUUGAUAUGCUAAAC